Molecule: messenger RNA, 900 nt
Organism: Vigna radiata var. radiata (mung bean)
Lineage: Eukaryota; Viridiplantae; Streptophyta; Magnoliopsida; Fabales; Fabaceae
Product: protein ALP1-like
Exons: 2
Coding region: 20-574 (184 amino acids)
Source: RefSeq, a predicted model, not a curated record
CGCUGCGUGUGAUUUUGACAUGAAAUUCACAUAUGUCCUUGCUGGGUGGGAAGGCACUGCAUCGGAUUCAAGAAUUUUAAAAAAUGCUCUUGAUCGAGAUGAUCCGUUAGUUAUCCCCCAAGGAAAAUACUACCUCGGUGAUGCUGGAUUUAUGUUGAAAAGCACAGUUUUGACUCCAUAUAGAGGCGUCAGAUAUCACCUUAAGGAAUAUACACGUAGAGGACCACAAAAUGCACGCGAGUUGUUUAAUCAUCGACAUUCAUCGUUGAGAAAUGUUAUUGAAAGAACUUUUGGUGUGUUGAAAAAAAGAUUCCCUAUCAUUGCAAGUGGCACUGAACCACACUAUGAAUUGGAGACGAUGACAGAGAUUAUCUUAGCAUGUUGUAUCUUACACAACUUCCUUCGUAGCGUGGAUCAUGAUGACUCAUUACUUGCCGAAGUUGAUAAUGAGUUGACUGAAAGUGAAGAGCAUAAUGUGUCAUCGUCUCAAGUUAGGGAAGAGGAUCAUAGGAUGGGUAGUAGUAUUAGGGAUGCCAUAGCAGAUCAUAUGUGGCGAGAUUAUCAGAACUCUUAGUUAUUGUAUUUUAUUUUGAUUGUAUGACUCUUUGUUGUUUAUAUUUAUGAGAAUGAAGAUUUAUUAUGGAUGUUUACUCUUCAUUUCUAACUAAUUUGUUUAUCAAGUAGGUAUAAAAUGAAUAGAGGUAAGGCACACGCCACUGAGUCCUCUGCUCCUACUAGAGAGUUCAUAAAAUGGACUGAGGAUAUGGACGCACGUCUCCUGCACUGUAUGAUUGAGGAAUCAAGGAUUGGUAAUAGGGUUGAUGGGAGUUGGACAUCCCAAGCGUAUANUAAUAUUGUUGAUCAUCUACAUGAGUCUGGGUAUGUCGCCAUAACAAAAAA